AUUUUACAGUCUGUGGUUGUGAGGCGUGUCCUGGUCCUGAUCAUGGUCCUGGGGGCGUGUGCAUUGAUCAUAUGAGACCGUAUGAGACUGCCCUGAGACAGUACGUGCAGACCUUUCUCUGAAGCCUUCUCGUCCGUUUGAAAAUGUCCCAGUCACUGCUCGACAGUAUGCCCGGAGCUGGCACCGGGACCGUGGUGGUCACAGACGCGCUGAACUACUGGGGAGGAAAGAGAGUCAAAGCACGGGAGGAAAACCACGCAGAGCCUGUGUUUGAACCUUCGACUGGCCGAGUCUUGUGCCAGUUGUUCCCCUGUGGGUCUGAGGAGGUGGACGAGGCCAUAAACAGCGCCCAUGUUGCCUACAAAAAAUGGAGCAAGAUGGCGGGCAUGGAGAGGGCUCGGGUGAUGCUGGAGGCUGCACGUAUUAUCAGGGAAAGAAGGGACAACAUUGCAAAGCUGGAAGUGAUCAACAACGGCAAGUCCAUCACAGAAGCACUGGUGGAUAUUGAUGUUGCUUGGCAGUGUAUUGAGUACUAUGCUGGGCUGGCUGGUACACUUGCAGGCCAGCACAUCCAGCUUCCUGGUGGGGCCUUUGCUUACACCAGGAGAGAGCCCCUUGGUGUGUGUGCCGGAAUCGGCGCGUGGAAUUACCCCUUCCAGAUCGCAGCGUGGAAGUCUGCUCCUGCUCUGGCAUGUGGUAAUGCCAUGGUGUUUAAGCCCUCUCCAAUGACUCCGGUGACUGCUGUCAUUCUGGCUGAGAUCUACAAAGAGGCUGGGGUACCUGAUGGGCUCUUCUGUGUGGUACAAGGUGGAGCAGAGACAGGCAGCUUGCUCUGCCAUCACCCCAUGGUUGCUAAGGUCUCUUUUACUGGCAGCGUGCCCACAGGCAAAAAGGUCAUGGAAAUGUCUGCAAAAAGUGUUAAGCAGGUGACUCUGGAGCUUGGAGGAAAAUCUCCCCUCCUCAUCUUUAAAGACUGUGAGCUGGAGAAUGCAGUGAAGGGAGCACUCAUGGCAAACUUCCUGACACAAGGACAGGUUUGCUGCAAUGGGACCAGAGUAUACGUGCAAAGGGAGAUCAUGCCUCAGUUCUUGGAAGAGGUGGUGAAGAGGACCAAGGCCAUCCCUCUGGGUGACCCCCUGCUGGAAGACACCCGAAUGGGAGCACUGAUCAGCAAGCCACAGCUGGAGAAAGUGUUGGGAUACGUCAAUCAGGCAAAGAAAGAGGGAGCCAAAGUGCGAUGUGGAGGAGAGCCUUUCCUUCCCAGUGACCCCAAAUUGAAAGGUGGCUACUUCAUGUCACCCUGUGUACUCGAUAACUGCAGGGAUGAUAUGACUUGUGUAAAAGAGGAGAUCUUUGGCCCGGUCAUGUCUGUGCUGCCUUUCGACACAGAGGAGGAAGUGAUCAAGAGGGCCAACAACACCACCUUUGGACUGGCCUCUGGAGUCUUCACCAGGGACAUUUCUCGAGCCCAUCGUGUGGCUGAGAACUUAGAGGCAGGGACCUGCUUCAUUAACAACUACAACAUCAGCCCUGUUGAAGUGCCGUUUGGAGGAUACAAGAAUUCAGGCUUUGGCAGAGAGAACGGCCAGGUUACAAUCGAGUACUACUCCCAGCUGAAGACUGUCGUUGUGGAAAUGGGAGAUGUCGACAGUCUCUUCUAAACAACUCUCCCUAAGUUUACACUGCUGUGCCAGAACUUUGAAAAUGUCACUUCUUCAUUUAGUCAUGCGCUAUGCAGAAUUGAGCCAUGUUUUGAUUUCACAAUGUUUCCAGUAAGCCUUCUUAGAUGUUCACACUUCUCUCCUUUUUAUACUUUCAAGUGGACCACCUUUUUAGAGAAGAACACAAGUAUAAGCCCUGAUAUCACUCUUAAUAAAAAAGAGCACUUGUGGAACUAAAACCUAGAGCCUUAUUUAGAAACACUCUGAGUUGUACUGUGAAAUUGUAAAUUAGCAGAGGAGAAUACCUGACACAUUUGGUAUCAGAAUUUUAUACAUCAUGCUUUUGCACACUUUUGAUCUGCAAACUACCCCUUUUUUUUCAAAAUAAAAUGCUUUGGCUAUGAA
Messenger RNA from Notolabrus celidotus (New Zealand spotty), 2066 nucleotides. RefSeq names its product aldehyde dehydrogenase 9 family, member A1a, tandem duplicate 1 (gene aldh9a1a.1). Lineage: Eukaryota; Metazoa; Chordata; Actinopteri; Labriformes; Labridae. The transcript has 12 exons. Bases 144 to 1661 code for a protein of 505 amino acids. Gene Ontology annotation, molecular function: 4-trimethylammoniobutyraldehyde dehydrogenase (NAD+) activity; aminobutyraldehyde dehydrogenase (NAD+) activity. The record is from RefSeq and is a predicted model, not a curated record.